Messenger RNA from Colletotrichum orchidophilum, 2475 nucleotides. Its product is annotated as nonselective cation channel. The coding region runs from base 1 to 2475 and encodes 824 amino acids. Lineage: Eukaryota; Fungi; Ascomycota; Sordariomycetes; Glomerellales; Glomerellaceae. The transcript has 7 exons. The record is from RefSeq and is a predicted model, not a curated record.
AUGUCGGAGCGCACCCGCAGGGCACGCCUCCAGGUACCGGAAGAACGGCCGCUGCUGCAACGGAACCGUGCUAGUCACACCUCCGAGAUACAGGUCCCUCUCUACGGCUGCAUGGUCAAUCCUCACAGUCACUUGCCAGUGUAUACGAAUAUUCACCGUAUCCGACGAGACAUCAUCUCCAUUGUUGAAGACUACCUAAGUUUGGAACAACUGCGUGAUGUGCGGAUCAAUAUUGCCGUCGUCCGUCCGCUUGUCGACAAAUUGUAUGAGCUUGACGACAUCUCCAUAGUCUACUGCUUGCUCGUGAACCGCGCUCAGUUUCUGCACGAGCAAUCUCACUUGAACAACCGGCAAAAUGUCAACUACAGUCGUGCAGCUCUCUGCGAGCUUGUAGCAACACGAAUACUGAGACGCUUCAGCGACGACAAUGAAGGGCCUGACGGUUUAGUGCUGCUAGCACACAUCUUGGUUGCCGGCUUUGAGCCCUUCCAAAUGGCACCUGCCGGGAUUCGUGAGGCGGCUUCAACGGAGUCUUAUCGCAGCUACAACCGCAUGCUUCCCUCGCUUGAAGUUGCCAUAUUGACUGAGAGUAAAUACUUCCUCAGUGCUACUCCUUGUCAGAAAGUCGUCGAUGCCAUCUACGAAGGCCGUAUUGUCUACACUCCUUCGAGCUUCAUGGACAUUAUUCCAGACCACUACAAGCUCAAGCCCAUUUCGCUGUACAACCCUCGCGAAGGGCCACUGCUUGACCAGUACCGACUUCUUGUGCCUCGUACCAGGAACAUUCUAGAGGUUUUCCAGUUCCUGAUUUUACUAGCUCUCUACCUCUUUGUCAUGGCCGAGCGUAAACCGGAGACUUUCACCAUCUUGGAAGGUUGCUUCGCCGUCUAUGCUUUUGGGUGGUCACUCGACCAAUUUGCUACGAUUUUGGAGCAUGGCUGGCACGUUUACACCCAGAAUCUGUGGUCCUUCCUUGACGUUGGCUUCAUCGGCAUCUACGUUGUGUAUGCAGUACUGCGCAUCCAUGGCGCUCGAGUCGGGGAUCUUGUCCCGAAACAACAAGCUCUCGAUGUACUUGCAAUGGGUGCCCCAGUGCUAGUCCCGCGCCUCGCUUUCAACUUGCUGUCGGACAAUCUGGUGUUCCUCUCCUUGCGUUCCAUGAUGUCAGACUUUGUCCUUCUCACAUUCUUGUCGGCAUGGUGUUUUGGCGGCUUUCUACUGUCGCUUCUAUGGCUCGGUGAAGGCGCACACCCUCCAGUCACAAUCAGCAAGUGGAUGCUCUGGAUCUGGUUCGGUCUCGACGGAACAGGUAUCAACGAAUCGGUUCAAUUUCACCCCAUUCUAGGUCCCGUCCUGAUGGUCGCUUUUGCUUUUUUGGGAAAUACUUUGUUCCUCACCAUCCUCGUCUCGAUGCUCUCAAAUACAUUUAGCACGAUUGUCAAGAAUGCGACUGCAGAGAUAAUGUUCCGAAAGGCUGUCUUGACACUGGAGGGAGUCAAGGGCGACGCCAUCUUUGCGUACCAACCCCCCUUCAACAUUCUGGCAGUUUUCAUCCUUAUUCCGCUGAAAUUCAUCCUCACGCCGCGAUGGUUCCAUAAGAUACAUGUAGCCAGCGUUAGGCUAGUUAACCUGCCGCUCCUACUUAUUAUCGCCGUGGCGGAACGCAGGAUUCUUUGGCCAGCACCGCAGCCGGAGGAAACAAAGUCCAGCAGCCUGACGCUGUACCCGAGGGUCAAACAAUGGUUCUGGGAGAAGUGGCGCAUAACAGCCCACCGCGACAUAAGAGCCGUGUUCGACUUGCCCCCGCCCGAGUCCGUCGAGGAAGAGAUUGCGGUGGACGACGAACUCACACACCACCUCAUCCGACGGCAAUUCACUAGGUCCAUUACGAAUGACACCAUGCGGAAGAAGUCGCCUCAUAGGAGAGAUUCGAUGUUCCCGGGCGUGUCGUCCAAGUUGCGCGGAUCUUUCACUGGCAGCGAGGAUAUACAAGAUGUCGGCAGCAGAUUGGAGGCUCUCGAGCAAACGUCUCUGAGGGUUGAGGCCAUGCUAGCGCGCAUGCUGGACGCCGAGGAUUACUCUGACCGUGGCUUCGGCACUGGGGAGAGCAGCACCCUUCGCGAUGGGGAUGCGCCCUUAACCCAGUCCCCGACCUAUCAAACCUUCAAGGGGAUAAUGUGCGAAGUCUUCAUCUACAAGCACGUCAAGUGCAAAUGCGUCUGGGGCGAGAUCGCCAUCCCAUGCGGCCCGGGCAUGGGCUACACGACAUGCGGACAAUUCGGCAGUGGCAUCGCGAAGAAGCCUUUGAGGCUACAGCGGGCGGACAAGCGGCCAUGUCCGACACACGAACUAUGCGGACUCUACGACCGCAACCAGGCGCGAGUGAUCAAGACGAUUACGCACGGCAUUAAGAUCGGGGCGGGACCAAGUAAGCAGGAUGCCGGGUUCGAGGUCCCUUGCUGCGUCGUCAUGUGA